AUGCUGCCGCCCAGGUCCUUCCUGAUGCAGAAGCUGAGCGCGCCGUACGACGGCGGUGUGAGCGCCGCCGCCGUGGCGCCGCUGAAGCUGCAGGACGGGGACGACGAUAGCAGCAAGACGAAGAAGAAGAAGGAGUCCAACAUCGGCUGGAUCCUGAGCCUCACCAAGGAGGAGAAGCUGCCGCUGACCGUGGGCGUCGCGGGCAUGACCAUCGCCUCGGCCAUGAACCUCGUGUUCCCGCGCAUCAUGGGCAAGGCCAUCGACGUGGCCUCGGGCAAGCCGGCGCCCGGCGGGCUCAGCCGCAAGGGCUUCGUGGUGGUGGUGCUCGCCACCUUCUUCACGGGCUCGGUGGGCUCCUUCCUGCGCACGUACUCGCUCGGCAUGGUGGCCGAGCGCAUCGCCGCCAAGCUGCGGCGCAGGCUCUACAAGGUGCUGUUGUCGCAGGAGCUCGCCUUCUACAACAACCGCAAGGUGGGCGAGCUCGUCACCCGACUCAGCGGAGACUGCCAGCAAACCGCCAACGCGGUCGUGGACGUCCUGUCCAAUGGCUACAGGUCGCUGAACUCGGCCGUGGGCGCCUCCUGCAUGCUGCUGACUAUCUCGCCCAAGCUCACGCUGGUGUCGCUGACGAUCCUGCCGCUGGUGGGCACGGGCGCGAUGCUCUUCAGCAAGUUCUCGAGUCGUUUGGCUAAGACACACCAGAACUCGGUGGCGGACAUGACGGGCGUUGCCGAGGAGCGGCUGAACAACAUCUUCACGGUCAAGUUGUUCUCGGCGGAGCAGGACGAGCUCGACCACUUUGAGAAGAUCAACAAGGGCAUCUUGGCGAACGCCAAGCGGGCCAAGCGUGCUCGCGGAGUGUUCAUGGGCGGUCUGUCGCUCUCGAUCAACUGCUCGCUCUUCUCGGUGCUGUACUUUGGAGGUUCGCUGGUGGGAUCGGGAGAGCUUACGAUUGGAACGCUCACGUCGUUCGCGCUGUACAGUGGCUUCAUGGGCCUUGGCUUCUCGGGCGUGUCGUCGUGCCUGAGCGAGAUGAAGAAGACCCGCAUGUCAUCGCAGGCGCUGUUCGACUUGCUGUCGCUGCCGCCUGCAGCGGACGGCGAGGGAACGCUGGCCACUGUGAAGGGCCAAGUGCGCUUCACCAACGUCUCGUUCGCGUACCCGUCGCGCCCGGACAUCCUUGUGCUGGACCGCUUGAACAUGGAGAUCAACCCUGGUGAGGUGGUGGCUAUCGUCGGCAAGAGCGGCGCUGGCAAGACCACGAUCGCGUCGCUUAUGUCGAAGAUCAUCAAGCCUACGAGCGGCUCGGUGACCCUGGACGGUGUUGACAUUGCUACGCUGAAGGCUUCGUGGCUCCGCAAGCAGAUUGGUGUUGUCAACCAGGUUCGUUUUUUUAUGGAUCUUCUGGCAGUUUUGCUUUAG
Phytophthora sojae is the source of this 1422-nucleotide messenger RNA. RefSeq lists its product as hypothetical. Gene Ontology annotation, cellular component: membrane. The record is from RefSeq and is a predicted model, not a curated record. Gene Ontology annotation, molecular function: ABC-type oligopeptide transporter activity; ATP binding; ATP hydrolysis activity. The transcript has a single exon. Lineage: Eukaryota; Oomycota; Peronosporomycetes; Peronosporales; Peronosporaceae. Gene Ontology annotation, biological process: transmembrane transport. Bases 1 to 1422 code for a protein of 473 amino acids.